AUGGCGACCAUCACGGCGCCUCCCUGCUCCCCCUCUCCAUCGUGUAUGUUCCUCACCCGCAGCUAUUGCUGCUCGAGGUCGGCGCCAAGAGCGGCCAUCCGCUCAUCUGCUGUGGCGGCGGCCCGGCAGACGCUCUCCUCCGGAUGGGACCUGUCCGGGCUGUCGGGAGCGCGACCGGCAGCUGGAAAAGCCCGUCUCGAGGAGUUGGACACCAGCAACAUGCUUCUCCGCCAGCGAAUCAUCUUUCUCGGCUCCCCGGUGGAUGAUUUGACUGCGGAUCUUAUCACCAGUCAACUCUUACUGUUGGAUGCAAAGGACCACACAAAGGAUAUCAAGUUGUUUAUUAAUUCACCUGGAGGCUCCAUUACUGCAGGAAUGGGGAUUUAUGAUGCCAUGAAAUUUUGCAAGGCUGAUAUCUCAACUGUUUGCUUUGGAUUGGCGGCUUCCAUGGGUGCAUUUUUGUUAGCUGCUGGGACAAAGGGAAAGAGAUUUUGCAUGCCAAAUGCGAGAAUUAUGAUCCAUCAGCCAUCAGGGGGAGCUGGUGGGAAGGCCACAGAGAUGGGAUUGCAGAUAACAGAAAUGCUCUAUGAGAAGAUAAAGAUCAACAAGAUAAUGUCAAGGAUCACUGGAAAGCCUGAAGAGCAGAUUGACGAGGACACGAAGUUUGACUGUUUCAUGAGUCCUUGGGAGGCCAAGGAUUAUGGAAUAAUUGACAGCAUUGUAGAUGAGGGCAAACUUGGAUUGGUAGCUCCUGUAUCGGGAGCUGUGCCACCCCCAAAAUCACGUGUGUGGUACUUGUGGAACGCUUCAGGACCAACUAGAAAAAUAAUGAAAAAUCUACCUUCAGAGGAAAAGCUCAUUCGAAAUGGCAAUGGCAGUGUAAGUGGAGCUGAUGGAGGGAGUAUUAUUUUUCCUGUAUACCGGUUGAUUUAUUGA
Molecule: messenger RNA, 936 nt
Organism: Triticum turgidum subsp. durum (durum wheat)
Lineage: Eukaryota; Viridiplantae; Streptophyta; Magnoliopsida; Poales; Poaceae
Source: the annotation of a GenBank genome assembly